AUGUUACCUCGAUGUUGGCGGGCAUUUCGUCCGAUUCGUCGACAUGUUGGACAGUUACGAGCGACUUCUUCCACCAAACCAGCAGUUCCUGAGCCGAAUCCCGAAAUCAUCGAGGGUUUUGAUGGUUUUAUUAACGAUCUAGUCGACCAGACCACGAACAUUCAACAAGAUGCGGGAAAAUUUAGACACCUUAACUCAACGACGUUUAAUGGUUUCGCGAAGGUAGGUUUUGUAUCGUUUUGUUUGAUUUUUUUUCGUUUUUAGGAGUUUCAAUCACGGCCUCCAGCUGAUGAACAUGAAAUGCUGUCGUUCCUGGAUAAAUUGGUGGCUUUAACGAAGCUGGAUAAAACUAUUCCAUACGGAAAGUGGUUGGAAAGGUAAAUCGAAGAAAGUUUGUGCUUGAGAGUUACGUUUUAAUCAGUCUACAUUCUCCAUACAUCGCAUUCGAAGGUCAGAUAAGAAGUUCACUUUUAUACCAAUGAUUGUGGGAGUUUCUGUCUGAAAUUGAUAUCAGGCCUUUCUUGACAACGUUUUCUUUCAGCGAAGCGGUGGUUUCAAGUCUGAACGCCAAGCUUCUUCAUCCAGAAGCCUCUCCGAAUGUUGUAGUAGCUUGCUUGGCCGCGAUCGUAUCGAUAUACACUCCUCGGAAGCCGACAGCAGCUGAAGAUGAUCGUUUAGUUCCUCAUUUGUCAACUACGGUUACCCAGCUGUUCAAACGGGUCCAAGAAUGUGCUGCGGAUAAUCCAGGCGUCCUAGAUAUCAGCCCACUUUUGUCCUUGGCAUUGGCGAUGAAACACAAUGAAUUUGAAGUUGAUGAUGCUGUAAGAAAGGAAUUGUUUGCUCUGUUGCCAAAGAAAAUAGAGUAGGAGUUUUUAUUUUUGUUUCGUUUUUAGAUCUUGAUCUAGUGUAAUAUAAAAAUGUUGGUGUUUGUAGUGACAUUGCGGCUCCGCGGCUACUACUAAUGGUUUUUGAGCUCCAUGAACUUGUUCAUGAUCCUAUCUUGAGAGACAAAAUCGAAGGGAAAGUGGAUGAACUUUUGCCGAUCAUGAAUACCGGAGAAGUCGUUUCUUUGUUUGUAGCGUCGGCUAAAACCGGCUUCAGAAAUGUCAAAAUGCACAGUAGAAUGGCUGAAACUGUCAUAGCGUAAGUUUUUUUAACCUUCAAUAUUGAAUUUUAGGGUUUCCUCGACGGUUUUCCGUUAUAUGGCCUAGUGUAAUAUAAUGAUUUAUAUUUGCAGUAAACGCUCUUUGACGGCCAACCAAUGUGCUCGGCUGUUGACCUCGCUGGAUCUCCUGUCCUUCUAUUACCCGCGGUUUUUGCAAUUCAUUGAAGGACAGAUUCCACAGUCAUUGCACGAGAUAACAAGGUGGAAUACCUUCAACACAAUAACGAUGGCAUUGGCUAAGAUCAAGGUCAAUAACCCGAAUUUAUGGUACUAUUUGGCUCAAUGGGCGAAUCGACAUAACCAGUGAGUGAUGGUUUAUAAGUUUUUGAAUCUUUAUUUUUUAGUAAAGCCAGUGUCCCCGAGCUUUCGUUGGCAAUUUCCUCGUUGGCCUUGGUGAAUAUCCCACCGGAAAUUAUCAAAACAGCCGCAAACCGACUGUCCGAAGUUUUGAAGCCAAAAGGUGUGAAAAAUCCGGCAGUUUGGCUCAACUCUGUCCAUUCAUUGGCUAUGUUGAACCAGCUCCCCGGCCGAAUGGCGGAAACGCUUCUCGAGCCGACGUUUUUAACGGAUUUAAGCAGGAAUUGGUAGGAUGAUGCCUAGUAUAAUAUUAUUGUUUUAAAUUUUAGUAGCGACGAGCUGCGACUGAUCAGGUUUAUAAAGGUACUGCAAGUUGCCAGUUAUUUGAAAUACGACCUACAUCAGGAUGUGAAAAUACCAGAAGAUUUGUUGAAUUUGAUCCAGAGCAAGGUAGGAUGUUUUUUUUUGUUUUUUUUUGGGUUUAGGUAAUAAAUGGAGCGAUGGAAGACGACUUAUUUUCCUUUUGUAUCAGAAUUUCCCUCAAAAUGGGAUAGAUUGCAGAAAAAAUAAAAAAAAUCUAAAUUUUUUUCUGUUUUCAGUCAGAAGAAGUGAUCACCGGCCUCCGACAUCGAAAGAACGUCCAUUCGGAGCGACUAGAAUUCAUCAAGAAUUUAAGUCUGAUCAUUCCCCCCGAAUCCCAUCUCCUGGCCGCUCAAAUUGAGCCGAACACUGGCGCCUAUGUGGAUGGUAUCCUGUAUUUCCAGAAGUCCACGAAACGGUUCGUCCCGGUGAAGUCGUUUGAUGCGAAGAACAAGGACAUUGAAAAAGUCGCCUUAAUCUUCGCCACUCAUAAUAUACUCACAAAACCCGACUUGGACGAGAGGAAUAAAACUCGAGUCAUCGGAGAAGUGGCCAUGAACUGCCGACAUCUGAACAGGGCUGGCUUCAGACCGGUUGUUGUACGAAAACAUGACCUAAAUCAGUUUGCGGACAACUUGGAACAGACCAGGUUUAUCAAGACCCUGCUUUUGGAGAGCACGGCGAAGGAUGAAACGCCUGAUGUGUCGGUUUUCGAGAGGCAGGACUGA
Messenger RNA from Bursaphelenchus xylophilus (pine wood nematode), 2550 nucleotides. NCBI's taxonomy places the organism in Eukaryota, Metazoa, Nematoda, Chromadorea, Rhabditida, Aphelenchoididae. The record is from the annotation of a GenBank genome assembly.